Oncorhynchus tshawytscha (Chinook salmon) is the source of this 1863-nucleotide messenger RNA. It is a transcript of the gene mab21l3, whose product is annotated as mab-21-like 3. The transcript is spliced from 8 exons. The record is from RefSeq and is a predicted model, not a curated record. The coding region runs from base 413 to 1576 and encodes 387 amino acids. Lineage: Eukaryota; Metazoa; Chordata; Actinopteri; Salmoniformes; Salmonidae.
UUUGAUUUGACUAAGUUUUUAAGCCCCCUCCCAUUCAUUCCACAUGGACAGAACCCUAUUGACCUCAGCCAGAGUUCUACUGGGUCCUGAGGCACUGGAGCUCCUGCCUGGCACUUUGCUGGGUCCUAAAGAUCCCACUGUUGAUUAUUACUUACACUUAUUUGGGCUUUUCAGACUGCACGUUCAGAGCUGUGCCUGCUAUGAUCAUGUUGUUUGGACCAUGGUGGCCCAAAGGCUCAUCGAAGCUCUUUAGCAUCGGAAAUCAAUGAUGGGAGAUCGAUGGUGGAAUGUUUUUGACAGCCGGACCAUAGUGCUAGGAAAAGGGGGUCAUGCAAUCGUUAGUCUGUCUGGUGAAUUCUGGUGGAGAGAUCAGAGCUGAACUGGUUUCAGUUGAAAAGUUGGAGGGGAGAAAAUGCCAGACUUUUCUGAGGAAGGGCUGGACCACUACCUACUGAAUCAAGUGGACCUGCGGCACCGUACAGUCAGCAGGCGUGUUGAGGAGGUUCUGACGGUGCUCAGAGAUCUGACCACUGAGGUCAGCAAGAAAGACGGACGCUUCCAGUCCAUCGCCCACGCUGGAGUCAACAACGAGAACAUCAAGGACCAGCCUGCCAUGGUGUCUAAAUGGGCAGCCCUCCUGAGAGGCAGAUGUUCCUUCAACCCAGCCAUCCAGGUCCUGACUUCCAGCCUGGUUUUGGUCAGUGUUCCGGUGAGGGGGUUGAUUGGAUAUCAUCAGCAUGUGGCUCGUCAGUGGAGGUACUAUUCUCUGACUGGCUCCAUUCUCCCCACUCCUGUCCGCGAGCCAGAGAAACUCCACCAAUGGCUGGAGCUGGAGAGCUUCACAAGCCCCGCCCAGGACUGGCAGGAUGCCAAAGUGUGUGUUGAGGGAGACAUUGUACCGGCCAAGGUGGUCAGUCUCUUCAGAGAACAACUAGAGACCGCCAUACUAACCUGCAGCUUCAGUGGUAAGGUCAGCAUCUUGGAGUCUGUGGGUUCGGUAGUGCGUGUUGCCAUAGAGACGGUGGAGGGUGUGAUGGAGGCAGAACUUGUUCCCACUGUGGAGCUGAUCAACUAUUGGCCGAAGAAGGCCCGCUGGCCCCGCCUUCUGCAGCGCUGGCCAACCACAGAGAGAGCUCGCUGCAUCAAGUCAUUUGGGUUUAACCUCAUGGCAACGUCUAAUUACCACUGGCUGUUGUCGUUCUCACGGGCGGAGCAGGCAUUGCUAGUGGCCGUUGAUGAGGACGGUGGUUGCCGUAGGAAGUGUUACCGUGUUGUCAGACAGCUGAAGGAGGACACCUGGUGUCCCGGCACCAAGCCUGUCAUCACAGCCUUCCACCUGCAGACUCUGUUGUUCUGGUGCUGUGAGAAGUUUCCAUGUGGGCGUGACUGGCGCUGUGUAAAGGAGUGUGUGCUGCGUGUAGCCAGGAAGCUGUUGAAGUGUGUGAGCCAGCGCUACCUGAGACACUACUUUGUCCGCUCCUACAACCUGCUGAAAUACAGUAACACCACAGAGUUAGACCACACAGCCCAGAAGAUCAAUGACUUUAUAGCCAACCCCAGCCUAUAUGUCCACUAAACACUGAUUAUUAACACCAAUUCUAGCAUGAUGUUUUUAUUGCUACUAUUCUUGUCUAUCCUAAUGUUGCAAACAUAAAAUGAAUACAAGGUUGUGUUCAGUAGGGCACAGCCUACCAAAACAUUUGUAGCAGUAGCUUUUUACUUAGUCAAAUUCCUGUACAUGCAAAUGUCUUUGGUGAAUAAAGAUGAUUCUGAUUCAUUUUACAUCAGGUAAUGAACAUCCUUAUUGAACAAGUCAAAAGUUUUUUUUAAAAUUCUGUACCUAAAUAAAGUAGUUUUCUUAUA